Molecule: messenger RNA, 207 nt
Organism: Opisthorchis viverrini
Lineage: Eukaryota; Metazoa; Platyhelminthes; Trematoda; Opisthorchiida; Opisthorchiidae
Exons: 2
Coding region: 1-207 (68 amino acids)
Source: RefSeq, a predicted model, not a curated record
AUGCAAUUCAUCAUUCAAAAGGAGUUUGAAUAUAUUACUAAGAAAAAUGAGGAAGAAAUUCCGACUUCUCCAAUUCGACUACAAGACCACUGGGUGUCGUCGAAAUCGCUAUCCAUGAUUGAUGCCAGGAAAGUCAUACCAACAGGCAACGAGUACGACAGCGCACGCAAAUCCCUCAAACGCUUGAGGAAAGACCGAGAGCUCUGA